AUGAAGAUCGUUUGCAUUGGUGCGGCGCCAACGGCUCUCGGAGCUGCUUAUCGGCUCAAUGAGCUCAAGAAUGAGGGAAAUGAGGCUGCCAAGGAUGCAGAGAUUGUGCUCCUCGAACAAGAAGAAAUCGCCGGAGGACUGUCAUGCACUGUCACCGAUGCCAAGGGAUUCCUUUGGGAUAUGGGAGGCCAUAUCACCUUCAACCAUAACUUCCCAUACUACGAGAAGGCUACUCAAUGGGCUGUUGAUGACUGGAAUAAGUUGGCUAGAAACUGCAUGGUUGACAUGAAUUACUUGUAUGAUACCAAGGGAAUUCACUUGGUUCCAUAUCCAGCUCAAUUCGCUGUUCCAUUGUUCCCGGAUGAGGUCAAGAAUCGUUGUCUUGCUGAUUUGAAGGAGAGAUAUGAGAAUCCACAAGAUGGAAUAACUCCAGAUAACUUCGAGGAAUGGGUUCUCCAACACUUCGGACCAACCAUUCUCAACACUUUCUUCAAGCCAUACACCAAGAAGGUUUGGACUGUUGAGCCACUCAAGAUGUCUCCAAAUUGGGUUGGAACUCGUGUUGCCAAGCUUCCACAAGAAAAACUCGAGGAGUUGUGUUCGAUGGAUCAAUCCGAGUUGGCUAAUGCUGACUUCGGAUGGGGACCAAAUUCCUAUUUCACCUUCCCAAAAUACGGAGGAACUGGAAAUGUCUGGAACUCAAUGGCUAAGAAGCUUCCAAAUGAGUGGUUCAAAUUCAAUAACAAGGUAACCGGAGUCAACCACAAAGAGAAGACCGUUGAGGUUCUCGAGAAGGGACAAACUGAGUCAACCAAGAUGUCUUAUGAUGUUCUUCUCAACACUGCACCAAUCGAUCAAUUGGUUAAUAACACUCAAAUCACUGCACCAUUGGAUAUUGUUCACAAUAAGGUAUUCAUCGUCGGAGUUGGACUCCGCAAACCAAUGACUUCGUUCCUCGAGAAAUUCACUUGGCUCUACUUCCCAGACCGUGAAGUUCCAUUCUUCCGUGUCACAAUUCUCAGCAGAUACGGAGAAGUUACUCCAGAUAGUGACAAGUACUGGUCUGUGAUGUGUGAGUGUGCCAGACCAAUUGAUGAUCCAAUCACCGAAGAGGAGAUGGUCAAGAAGACACUUGAUGGACUUGUCAUCAAGGAUAUGAUCACUCGUGAGGCUAUUGAAUCUGUCUAUUCGAUUACUCUACCAUACGGAUAUCCAAUUCCAACACCAAAUCGUGAUCGUGAAUUGGCUCGUGCUCACGGAGAGCUCGAACGUCAUUCGAUCUACUCUCGUGGACGUUUUGGAGGAUGGAAAUACGAGUCAUCAAACCAAGAUCACUGUUUCAUCCAAGGAAAGGAAUUCAUCGACAGAGUCAUUCUCGGUGAACCAGAGAAACUCUACAAGACUGGAGUUCCAACUAUUCCACGUGGAUAA
Messenger RNA from Caenorhabditis remanei, 1431 nucleotides. RefSeq lists its product as uncharacterized. NCBI's taxonomy places the organism in Eukaryota, Metazoa, Nematoda, Chromadorea, Rhabditida, Rhabditidae. The coding region runs from base 1 to 1431 and encodes 476 amino acids. The transcript has 7 exons. Gene Ontology annotation, molecular function: oxidoreductase activity. The record is from RefSeq and is a predicted model, not a curated record.